Messenger RNA from Oryzias latipes (Japanese medaka), 2158 nucleotides. It is a transcript of the gene kbtbd4, whose product is annotated as kelch repeat and BTB (POZ) domain containing 4. The record is from RefSeq and is a predicted model, not a curated record. Gene Ontology annotation, molecular function: protein binding. NCBI's taxonomy places the organism in Eukaryota, Metazoa, Chordata, Actinopteri, Beloniformes, Adrianichthyidae.
AUCAAUACAUCAUCAGAGCUCUCGCCAUUGCAGCUUAGCCGCCCAACAUCCUUCCAUCCAGUAGCCUUGUUAACUGUUUGUUGUUUAUAUUACCACGUGUCUUGUAAUAGAAAAGGAGAAUACAGAAGUUGGGACUAAACGUCUUUUCUCAUGAACUUAUCUUUAUAAACCAAUUAUUUGGGCACGUUUAUAUCAAUCAUUGAAUGGAAUUGAGCUAUUUGUUGUCUUAUCCACUGUUUUCUUACUAGUUAUGUGGAUCUGUUUAACCAAGACAACUAUGGUCAAGAAAGAAACGAAUAUCCAGUCAUCUGCUAAAACAACCAGCAAAGAUGGAGAGCGGUGAGGACGGCGGCCUCAAUGCCGGUGGUUCCGUGGGAGAGGAGAACUACUUCCUUGGAUACACAUUCACCGACCGCUCGCACUCCAGCCGUGUGGUGAAGAGUAUCAUGGACUUGUGCCUGGAGGAUGGCCUGUUUGCAGAUGUGACCAUCACAGUUGAUGACAAAGAGUUUAACUUGCACAGGCUGGUGCUCUCAGCACAGAGCAGCUUCUUCCGCUCCAUGUUCACAUCCAACCUCAAAGAGUCUCACAACCGCAGUAUUGAGCUGAAAGACGUCAGUGCCACCGUCUUUCAGCUGCUGAUUGAUUACAUAUAUCAUGGUACAAUCAAACUGAGAGUGGAGGAGCUGCAGGACACAUACGAGAUGGCAGACAUGUACCAGCUGACCGCACUGUUUGAGGAAUGCUCCCGCUUCCUUUCACGGACAGUGGAGGUCAAAAACUGUUUACAGGUGAUGUGGCUGGCAGACAGACACAGUGACCAGGAGCUGUAUACUGCAGCCAAACACUGUGCAAAAAUACACCUUGCUCAGCUGCAUCAGACUGAAGAAUUUCUCAAUCUGCCUUUCUGUCUACUCCUGGACAUUAUCAAAGAUGGAGUACCAAGCUCUCAGAACCCAACAGUGGCCAUCGAUGCAUGGAUAAACCAUAACAAGGUCGAGAGGGAGGAGUUCUCUUGCAUCCUUAAAGAGAAUCUUAAGGAAAUCGGUGAGAAUGUCCACAUAUACCUGAUUGGCAAAGAGGAGACGAGGACUCAUUCGCUUGCAGUAUCUCUUCACUGUGAUGAGAACGAUGCGAUCAGUGUGAGCGGUCAGAACAGUUUGUGCCAUCAGAUCACAGCGGCUUGUAAACAUGGCAGUGACCUGUAUGUGGUAGGAGGGUCUAUCCCCCGCCGCAUGUGGAAGUGCAACAUGCACACUAUGGACUGGGAGCGCUGUGCGCCGCUGCCCAGAGACCGCCUCCAUCACACCAUGGUCUCCGUCACAUUAGAGGAUGCCAUUUACUCUCUAGGAGGUAAGACGUUGCAGGAUUCUCUGUCCAACGCCGUCAUCUAUUACACUGUGAAGGACAAUAUGUGGACAGAGACCAACCAGCUGGAUACUGCGGUGUCAGGAGCUGCUGGCGUCAACCUGGGCGGCACCAUCUACCUGCUUGGGGGGGAGGAGAACGACAUGGACUUCUUCACGAAGCCCUCUCGCCUCAUUCAGUGCUUCGACACAUCCUCCCAAAAGUGCCAGAUCAAACCAUACAUGCUGCCGUUUGCGGGCUGCAUGCACGCCGCCGUUCACAUGGAUGUCAUCUUCAUCGUAGCAGAAGGAGACUCCUUGGUGUGCUACAACCCUCUCCUGGAGAGUUUCACGCGGCUGCGCUUUCCUGAAGUGUGGAGUUGCAUCCCGUCGCUGUGGAAGGUGGCAAGCUGUAAUGGCUGCAUAUAUGUUUUCAGAGACAAGUGCAAGAAAGGAGACGCAAACACUUUAAAGUUUAACCCUGCCACUUCUGUGGUCUCGGUCAUAAGAGGUAUAAAAAUCCUCCUUACAAACUGGCAGUUUGUCUUGGCCUAACCAUGUGUUCACUCAGUCGUCCACACGCAAACAAUUCCAAAGAACAAAAUUUUUUCCAGCAACAUUUCUCUGGCUUCCUGUUUCUGUGAUGUUAUCGUGGACCAUCUAGCAGAAGAUUUGUGACGACCAGUAAUGAAGUAACCUAUUGUCUCCUGUGAAAUGAGUUAAUUUGUAUGCACGAUCUCAUGCUUGUCGUACUGUUUUAGGCUGCAUUUCAAGUUUUCGGUGUGGAAUAAACAGAAAAUGCAAAGAUGUGA